UUGUGUAUAAAGAAACAAGACCGUUUCUUUUCCGUUUCCUCUCUGUCACACAAAGAAUAUAUAGGGAGCAAAUCCAGGCAUUAAAUUCUUCUCGUUGAGAACACAAAAGCUUUUCUUCUCACACAGAGAGGGGCUCUUCUUUGCAUGGAAAUCUAGGGCAAGGGUGGUGCUUCCGGCUUCCCUUGACAUAGUCUAAAGUUUGGUGGCUGAAACCAUGUCUGCUGCAGUCUGUAGAAAGAGGUCACUUUUCGAAGAGCUACACUCCUCUCCCUCUUCUCUUUCUUUGAAGAGGUUUCGCUGCUCUGGAGAUUCUACCUCUCCCAUUCAGUUCUCUUUUCCCUCUUCUCAUACCCCUCUCUCUCUACUAAGGGAGCUCUUUCCCAGCAUGGAUGAACAGCUUCUUGAGCGAGCUUUGCUAGAAUGCGGCCAUGAUUUAGAUUCCGCAAUUAAGAGUUUGAAUAACCUAUGUCUGGGAUUUGCUGAGGGACAAUUGGUUUCCCCGACAACAGAACUUGAUGCCAGCAUUGGGGCAAAUACUGUAUUACCUUCUGAAGGUCUAGUGAAUGGAGACAAUGCUUCAUCAACCAAUGAAGAUAUCCCAAGUGACAUCCCAAAAGAUGGUGCAGAAUGGGUGGAGCUGUUUGUGUGGGAGAUGACGAAUGCUUCUAAUGUGGAGGAUGCAAGAGUUCGUGCUUCAAGGAUCUUGAAGGGAUUAGAAAAAUGUAUUGGGUCACGUGCUGGUGCUAUGGUAGCAGACAGCAUUCACAAGGAGAAUGUGAUUCUUAAGGAACAAGCAGAAGUGCUUCUUCGAGAGAACAACAUUCUCAAGCGAGCGGUAACCAUCCAACAUGAACGAAUAAAGGAAUAUGGUGAGAGAUGUAGGGAACUUCAACACCUCAAACAGCUCAUGUCACAGUAUGAUAAGCAGGUCCGAAAUCUUGAGGUGAAUAACUAUGCGCUAAAAAUCCAUCUUCAGCAAGCUCAGCAGAAUAGCUCCAUUCCGGGCCACUUCCAUCCUGAUGUGUUUUAAUUAGGUGGUUGGUUUUACUUGUUUCUGCAUCAUUUACAUGUAAAUCUAUGAAAGAAAUAUUAUUUCCAUAUAUUUAUCAGAGCAAAUCUGUUUUAAAAGUUUCUGUAUCCAACAGAACUAAGCCAGUUCAUGGUUCAUCUCGUUUGAAUAAAUCAUUGAAUCGAAAAAGAUUCCACCUGG
Molecule: messenger RNA, 1210 nt
Organism: Amborella trichopoda
Lineage: Eukaryota; Viridiplantae; Streptophyta; Magnoliopsida; Amborellales; Amborellaceae
Molecular function (GO): ubiquitin binding
Source: RefSeq, a predicted model, not a curated record